CCGCCAAAUUUUUUCCAGUCUUUGUCCAUUUUCUCAAUCCCCGUCUUCGCGAUGCCGAUGCUGCGCAAGUCCGGCGGAGGCAGCCGCGAAGGCACGCCGUCCCCGAGUGGCAACGGCAGUGCGUCGCCGAGCAUGCAGAUGCGGCCCGUGGUGACGCUCGUCCCGUCGUCGCCGUCGAGCGGGCAGCAACGGAGCAGCGGCGCACUGCGAUCCGAAACGCUGCUUCCCGCCACGACGGCGUCUUCCUUGAUCCCCUCGACGAGCGCUCUUGCGGCAGCCGUUGCUGCUGCUGCAGCCAGCAGGCGCUCACCAAGCCAAGAUGAUGGUGCUUCCACAGCGACUGGACCCGCUGCUCCUGCUCGACUCACUCCCCCAGUGUCGUCGGCUCCCAAUCCGCUCAUGCCCAACGUGCACAAGGCUGCAGCUGCUGCUGCAAAGGCAAACGCUGCUGCGCCGGAUGCUAGUGCACCGUCAUUGCCUGCUGUUACGCCGUCCAAGUCCAAGCCGAAGGCUGCUGUGGUGGAGGUGUCGUCGUCGAGUGCAGCGCCGAUCGACACGCCAACCAAGACCAAAACUGCUCCACGUCGAGCAAGUGAACAGAAGGACAAGGCAGCAUCGGAAUCCUCUUUUGCUCCUCUACCGAAAGAGCACGCCGAUGCCGUGAUGACCACCACAGCGCCAACAGCAGCUGCUGCAGCCGCGCCAGCAGCUCCGACAGCUCGUCCACCGGCGCCUCUCCAGGCUGAGGUGCCCGCGGCUGCGCUGGUUGCAGCGGCGCUGCCUGCUGCUGCUCUUGUCCAGGAACGAGUCCAUGCAGCCUUGCCAAAACCAAGCGUGGCAGCAACGCGCAAGCCUGAUGCGCCAGUCACUUUGGCCCCAGCGCCUCCUCCGCCUCCUAUGUCUCGCCCACCUCGCGGCGGAGCUGCGCAAUGGCUACCAGUCUUUUCAGCAGCUCUUGUUGAAUGCGGCAUUCGUUUGGAAGCUGGUCUGCCAGUCGAAUUGACUGUCGAUGUGUCGGACUUCAAGUCAAAACUGGCAAAGCGACUUCGGCGUGCCGAUUCUGCGCCAAAUGUUCUCGGCGAGUUUGUGGAUGGCAUGACAGAUUUUCUGGCCGAUCUUGGCUGUCUCCAAGCUGCCUGCAUGCCCCUUCCCUCCCGCAACGGUCUAAGCAGCCUCAAAGUUGCCAACGACAGUCUCGUCAGACUCAUGCUCGGAGUCGAGCCAAUUCAAACACACCUGCUGAUCAACCUGUUGGAAAAGCUUCCAGUUGUGCAAGACGACUACUCCAUGUCCUCUGAGGAGAUUAAUCUACCGCGCUUGAUUGUCGCGCAAAUGCGCUGGCUCGAUUUCGUUGUGGACGGACGCCAACUGGCAGACAAGUUGGUGGAGGUGCUUUCCGUCACCAACGCUGAGGUGCAACGCGAGCUGAUCAGCAGUUUGCCAGAUAUUCUGAACGACGCCGAACAUCGCCGAAUGGUGGACUGCCUCUCGAUGCUCGUGACCUCGGAGCCCAAGCUGAUGGUGACCAUUCUGGACGCGCUGUCCAACCUGACCUUACCGCCGCACCAAGUUGACGAAAUCCGCGACAAGAUUCUCAAGAUGCUUGCUUCAGUGGACGUGAGCGACAUGCCGGUGGUGGUGCGCUUCAUUCAGCAGUUCAUCAACGCCGACAACAGUGUGGAGGUGAUUUUCAAGUUGCGCGGCGAGCUCGACUUUCAGUCUCUGGCCUCGACCACGGCCAUGGCCACGACCACGACCACGUCUGGGAGUCGAGGCCAGGCAGGGCGCUCGGACCAUUCAAGAUCAGCCGGAUUUGCAGCCACUACGUCGUCUACCGCUGUCAAUGGCGAAAUGCUCACGCUCGAAGCGAUUCGCGCCGGACUGCGCUUCCAGCAAACGGUCGCCGAUGCGUGGAUCAAGGUCCUGCAGACAGUAGUGGCCCCGCAAGACCACCGGGUGAUUGACAUCUUUGUGUUGUUGAUGCUGCUGGGGCUGGCGCCGAGCAGAAAGCUCGCCGAGACCACCCUGCGGAAGAAAAUCAAGGCGCAGCAACUCUCUUCGACCCUUCUCGCGACCGUCUUUCGCAGCCACUCACAAGCGCUGUCGACCUACUUUAAAGAGCUGAUGACAGUUGCCGAGAUGCUGCUUCGUUCUGCCGAGCAUGUGGCCCAGACGUUCGCCGCGGACAUUUACCGAAAUGUCUUUCUGCAUUUUGACGGCUUUUGUCGACAGGAAGUUGUGGGUACAUUGGUAACUCUUAUUGGUGCCGGCGAGUCGUCGCGUGCGGACACGGCGCUGCAGGUGCUCUGUGACCUGUCGCGCACAGACGGGCUGCGUUUGGCCGAGUUUUCCAUCUUUAUCAAGAACAUUCUCGACUACCUGGAUACGCUGCCACUGUCGCACAUUCGGAUGCUGUUUUCGCUGCUCACCACGUUGCAGAUGGCGCGUCGUGAGCAGCUUCGGCAGCAGCAAAACCAGACGGGUGCAGCCGAGACCCUGCGCCAGCAACCCAGUUCCACAGACCGCACCAUUGCAAGUUUGAUGGGCAUUGGUGCUGCAUCCGCCUCUUCCUCCUCUUCCUUUGACGAUGCCCUUGUGGAAGACGACAUUUACAACACCAUCAGGAAGCAGCUGCACUCGUCCAGCGGAAAGUUCAAGCGCGUCGGCAUUGUUGGUGCAUUGUGCGUCAUUGAGCAAGCCCUCAAUCUAGACGUGCCAAACAGCGAGGUGGCCCCGCCCCUCGACAUGCUGCUUGAUGUGCGCGUCACGUUGGACGGCAAUCCGGACGAAGGACUGGACGCGGCCAAGCGCCAGAAUAAAAACAAGCGAUCUGCGGCUGCGUCGUCGUCCAAGCCGCGCGACCGUGUCAUUAGUGACAGCCAUCUGUCUCAGGCGCACGAGCUCUUGGAUAUCGUGCUGAAGGCGUGUGAUCUGGCAUCGGACUGCUUUGGGUUCUUUUUUGACGAGCUUUCGCGGGUUGUUCGGUCUACCCGCCUCGACCCCCGCCUUCUUGCGACCCUGAUCAAUACGCUUCACUUGGAUUCGUACAUUUUUGAUCUGGAAAACCGCGAGAGCGAGUGUCAGGCGCUGACACAGGCCCUGCACCGACUCGGCAAGAGCGAGUUUACACCCGGCCUGAUGGGUCCCAUCUCUGCCGCUUUGAGCUCGCAGCAGCAGGUAUUGCGCCAGCAAGCCGUUCUCGACGCGCUUGCGGUUGAGGUGUCGUUCAACCUUGACGGCGACCGAACGGUGGGCCUGCUUGGUCUGUUGGGCUGCGUGCUCGACAGCAAGAAAUCGCGCCACGACCUGGCCAUGCUGCUGGCACCCAAUUUCAAGCUCCUCCAGCUGUGCACGCGAUCGACGCAAAACGGCGUGCUGGACGACAUGGAUGGAACGCUUGGCUUUCCGGUGCUGUUUCCACGGCCCGCGCAGAUGGCGGCGAGUUUCGGUGCUUUCGCCCCUGCAGUCCGUCGCGCGUUGUGUCUGGGCAUGGUUCACGUGGUCAACUGGUUUACAGAGCUGCUCAAUGCAUUCGCUCUGCGUCCGGGUGCAGACACGCAAAUCAAACUGCUCUACCGUGUCACCGCCCUCUUUGAGUUGCUUGGCCAGCUUGGACGCCUGCUGCCCCUGACACCCGACUUUGCAGCCCCGCCCGCAACCUUUGAGCAAGCCGACGCAGCUGUGAUCAAGCACCCCGAAGCCGCUCCGAAGCGUGGCACCAAGACGAAAGGCGCCGACCCUGCCAAGGGAACGAAAGGAAAGACGCCGCAGCCAAACGAUGACAGCGACAUUGAGCCGGCAAUGAUGGAGCCAACGAAGAAGGUCAAGUCCAACGCGCAGAGUUCGAGCCGCCCUCCGCCUGCUUCGGAUGACGAGAAUGGCGAGAAUGGCGAGGUCGAAGAAGAGCACGCCGGCGACUCGGAUGACGACGAUGCUGUCAGUGUUGCUGAGAGUGAUCUCAAGGGCGCCGGCUCCGUAGCCUCUACUGCGAUGCGACGAGCUGCUAGUGGCAACUUUGAUUCGUUUGCCAGGCAGCUCCUGGAUCUGGCUCCCUUCCGAGCCUGCUUCCGUGAGAUGGACUUGGAAGUCUUUUCCCUCUUGGCCACUGGACGGCGCUUUACUCGGCACCUGCUCAGCGGGGAUGAGCCUGCGCAAAACGUGCUGCUCGAGCAGAACAUGGCGGGGUCGAGUACCGCUCCUGGCCUGCAGCCUCCACCUGCGCUCGAGUUCUCCAUGGUGCACAUGCGCUACAUGCUGGAUGAGAUGGCGCGACAGCUCAAGUUUGGCCUAAGCCCACCGGUUUCUUCUGCAAUGCCAUUUCUGCAAGCUCGCGCGAGCAAACACCAGCUCCAUCCGCGCGCGAGCUCGGCCCUGGAAAUGCGGCGCUUUGAAGCGCUGCUGCUGGCCAAGUUUGUCGCUCUUCUGCCCCACCUCUGCUUGCAUCUCGAAGACGUCGUUGGGCUGUGCUCGCGCUACUACAAGGUUCCUUCGCGAAAGGCUGUGGCGAAAGCAGCUGCGCGAGCCAAAGCCGACGCACAGAUGGAGGCGGAACAUGGCUUUGUGGCAUCUUCCCAAUCUGCGCAUCCUCGCGCUGACGACGAAGACUCUGACGGAGACGAUGACGGUCACGGUGAAAUGCCCGCGACUGGAAGCGGUAGCGUGUCGAGCCAAUUUGACGAGCCGAUGAGCAAGGAAUUGGCCGUUCAUGCUGCUGCCUGUGUGGAUCUUGUUCUCCAGUGCUUCCGAACCUUCUUGGCCUCGGGUGCAAUCGCUGGCCAAAACGCUGGCCAAAACGCUGGCAGUGGCGCAAGUGGAGCCGGGCCAUUGCCCGCUGCCCUGAGAAGCUUUGUGGGUGUGCUCGCGGGGCGGCGCGCCCAAAUGGUGCGCGCCAUCCGAACCGGGCAUGACCAACGCGCCUCCGGCGCGGCGACCUGGCGUCAGUCUCGCGAUCAAGCACCAAGCACCAGCGAUGCAAUGGAUGAGCAGCAUGGCUUGCGAACGCCUCUGCCUGAGCUGGCCGCGGAGGCUUUUGGCUACCUGUCCUCCAUCAUGGAGGCAGUCACAACGCUUCCAACUGCUGCGACAUUGCUGAGCUGCUUGGAGCUGUUCAUCCUUCGCACCAGGCAAGCGCACCUGUCCCCUGCGUUGUGCGAGCUGGCUGAGCAUGUUUUGCGUCGAGAACGCUGGUUCCACUCGCACUGCGACACCCAAAGCCCCGCCUUUGUCUCAGCAUGUCACAGCUCUUCUGCAAUCACGACCGCCAUGUUUGCCAGCCUGACGACGUUGCCGAGCUCUCCUACAACGACACCAGCGCCCUUGGCAGUCGAUGCCGUGAGUACGGCCGUUGACAUUCUGCUCAAGCACGCUGACAAUCCGCUUCCGAUGAUUGAGACGACCAUUGGCGAGGCGCUGGCGCUUGUGGCCGAACGCCACGGAGACGCUGUUCCCGGCAUCAAACACGCCGAAAUCAGCGUGCCCUUCCUCCCCACCCUGUCCAAGCGAUCGCUGCCCGCCUUCUUCCGCGCCUCGCUGGAUGGCGUUACAGGAGCGCUGCGCGAGCUUGACUCGGUGCGCGAGCUCGGUGUGCUCGUUUCCGGAGAGGGCAAUGCCAACGUCCAGAUGGUCAAGCUGCAAUCCUGCGUGUUCAACUUUUGGCGGCUCUGCAGCUUUGUGGCCAAGUACAGCCAUCGCCUUGUGCUUCUUGCCGUUGUCAAGGGCGGUCGCCAGUUUGUUGACACCUUCCUCAAGGUGGGCAUGCCCUUCAUUGACGUUCACUUUAUCGAAAUGCGCGAGCCCAUGACUGAAAUGUUUAAAAAGCUGCAACAAGCCACACGGUCGCUGCAGAUGGUGUGUGGUCACACAAAGGUUGUUCGGGAUGUUUCAGUACUUGCACAAGUUCCGCCAUUGCGCAAGUCGCUCGAAACACUCAUCUUCCGAGUCAAGGUCAUGUUCGAAGUCAACGGCGUGCGCGUCGCCUUCUCCAUUGGCAAUCUCAAGCACAAGUCGAUUCGCGGCGAGGAGGUGUCGUCCCAAGGGUAUGGCGGCGACAGUGACGAAGAGGACGACACCCUGGCAAGCGUGAUGGAAGGAGAAGAAGAGGACGAAUCACAGCACGACUCUCCGACACCGCAACCACUGAUUGCCAAGCUGCUGGGAUCGACCGCUCUGACUGGUCGACUGACGCACAAGCCUCCAAAGACCAAAGACACUGACCGCGCUGGCGCCAAAGCUCGGACGAAACGGCGAGCAGAGGACGCGCUGGAGGCGGAGGGCAAAAAGCGACCGCAGCUGGAAGAAUCGGCACCCGGCUCGAAGCGCAAGGCAAAGGCAGACAAGCACCAAGAACACGACCAAGAGCGCGACCACAACGACGAAGCCGGGUCUGACCGUCCAGACGAAGCAGAGAACGAGGACGAGGACGAGGACGAGGACGAGAAGGCCCGCCGAAAGAAGGCGCGUCGCGCUCGCAAGUCUGAAAAGCGUCGAAGAGCUCGAGAGACUUCAAGCGAGCCCGAGGAGGAAGAAGAAGCAGCAGUAGAAGAAGAAGAAGAAGAACAGGAGGAAGCACCCCACAAUCUCCUGUCGGCUGAGGCUUCCAGCGAGGCAGAGAAUGACGCUGAGGGCGCCAACAACGAUGACGAAGAUGGCGAGCACGAUGAUCAUGAAAGUGGCCGUUCGUCCAAGAAGGCGCGCCAUCGAAAGCACCGCCACAAAGCGAGCAAGCGGCAUCGUCUGGCCCAAGUGGACAGCGAGGCUGAAGAUGAGUAACUUUUUUUUGUUUUUCCAAGUGUCAAAGUGCGCGCGGCAUGUCGCGGUAUUUUCGUUCGUUUUCGUUUUUGUUGUCGUUAUUUUGGAAAACACAUGUCUGAAUCGUCAGCCUUUUGAAACAACAAGUCUCCCGUGUUCUCAGAAAGGGCCCUAGAGGCUGCGCGUG
Capsaspora owczarzaki ATCC 30864 is the source of this 6934-nucleotide messenger RNA. RefSeq lists its product as hypothetical. Gene Ontology annotation, molecular function: DNA polymerase binding. The record is from RefSeq and is a predicted model, not a curated record. Gene Ontology annotation, cellular component: nucleus; condensed chromosome. Gene Ontology annotation, biological process: mitotic intra-S DNA damage checkpoint signaling; interstrand cross-link repair; homologous chromosome pairing at meiosis. NCBI's taxonomy places the organism in Eukaryota, Filasterea, Ministeriida, Capsasporidae. The coding region runs from base 52 to 6768 and encodes 2238 amino acids. The transcript is spliced from 6 exons.